CAAUUCCAACCACACAACCAAAGCAUGCCACACACUUCCCUUUGAUUUCCAUGCAUUGAUACUGAAACUACACUGCAUGUGGUCCCUUACUUCUUUCUUAACACGCUUAUCUUGAAACAUAGGGAGAAUGCAAGAGGAAAAAAAAAGACUCUUUCAGGAUUGUAUGAGAAUGAAUUAACAUGGGUUUGUAGUCUCAGCAAACAAGCAACUUGAACUCCUUUUCAGAGAAUUUGCUUUACUGAGCAUAAAAAGCAACAGGAUGGACUUUGCAGUUAGUGUGGGCAGCAGUGUGAGGGAUGAGCUAUGCACCAGGUUGAUACAGGUUAUGUCACAGCUCAUCAACGAGGCCGGAGAUGUUGUGGUGGAGAAGGAGAGUUUCUUGAUGUUCUCUAUGUAUGUCAAACAGAUGAAAACCAUUAUUGAGGCAUUACAUGGUAAAAGAGUGGAGGCGAGAACCGAAUCCAGACCGAUGAGAAAAGCCUUGGAGGAACUGGAAUUGGAUGUCAACAAGGCUUUGGAUGUCAUCAAGAGCCACAAAUCAAGAGGCAGGUUCAGCCUUCUGAUAAAUUCUGGCUCAUUGUUGUCCAAGAUGAAACAAGUUGCGGAUGAGAUUGCCAGGGAUGUUACUCUUCUCAGCUUGGCCAACAUUGAUGCGACGCUGGAAUUGAAAUCAAAGACCAAUGAGAUUAUCAAUGGAUUUCAAUCCAUGGAAUUCAAAUCAGCAGCAUCCACAGAAGCUAUAAUCAUGGAGAUUGAAAAGUGUAACGCUGCUAGGAAUGGAAAGAGCGGAGAGUAUGCAGAGAACCUGUUGAAGCAAAUUGCUGAUGCUGUUGGUGUGACGCCAAAUGUAUCUACCGUUAGAAGUGAGAUUCAGCUGCUUCAGCAGGAAAAGGAAGAGCUUGAAUUGAGGAAACAGCGUGCUGAAGCACUCCAGCUAUCACAGCUCAUACACUUGCUGCAGAGCUUAGAUACCAUGCCUCAAUCGCCACCUGAGACAUCGGCUGGCCUGCAGAAUAAUCUGAUCAGCGCAUUUGUGUGCCCCCUGAGUGGUGAACCAAUGGAAGACCCGGUCGCUAUUUGUUGCGGACACAGCUUUGAGAGGAAAGCCAUUUCAGAUCAUUUCGAGCGAGGGGAAAUUAGCUGUCCUGUCUGCGAAGAAGAGCUGUCAUCUUUAGAGCUGACCGCAAACAUAUCGCUGAGGAGCUCCAUUCUUGAGUGGAAGAAUAGGAACAUGAAUUUGAGGCUCCAGAAGGCAAUAUCCGCCUUUGACUAUAUUGAAUCUGAUGUGCUAAAUCAGGCCUUGGAGGAUCUCCAGGAGUUGAUUGACAUACCCGAGUGCACUGCUGAAGUUUCAAGAAAGGGGCUUGUUUCAAAGUUAGUCAACCUCAUGCAAUGCAGUUCUAUGAACACUAAGGCAACCCUCAAAUGCCUCCUCUGCCUCGCAAAUCACUCAAGAGAGAACAAGGAAGUGAUUGCUUCAAAAGGAGCCAUUCGGUAUAUGAUCAAACGAUUUCACAGAGGAGAGAUCGAGGCAGAUGCGGUGGAUCUCUUGGUGAGACUUUCAGAUGAACAGAUGAUUGCUGAGCAAAUUGGUAAUACCAAGGAUGCCAUCCCUACAUUGGUUUCUUUGGUCCAGAAUCCCAAUCCUGAGAUAUCGCAAAAGGCUGAAAUUGUGUUGAGAAACCUGCCUUCAUCAAACACUGAAUUUAUCGUCAAGAUGGCAGAAGCUGGACACUUUGAUCCCUUUCUCGCUCAAUUCCAUCAAGUUCCAUCAGCAACAAGAUUUUUGAUGGCCACAGCUCUGACAAGGAUUCAGUUAAGUGAAAGUGCAGCAAACAAAUUCGAAACUGAGGAUUUCAUCAGAGCACUCACCAAAAUGCUUUAUUCAAACCCUCCAGACAGUAAGUCUGCAUGCCUCCUCUGCAUAAAAAAACUUGUUACAUUUCAAAGAUUGGCAAGACAGUUCUUGUUGGAGAGGGACACCAUUCCAGCGUUACUUGGCCUGAUGUACUCCUCCAUUUCUGAAAAUCACUGGAAACAGGAAGCCGCAGAUAUUCUCAUUUCACUUGUUAGGGUUAGUGAGCCAGCUGAUUACAGUACAAACAUCAGCUUGCGGGAGCUGCAUUCACAACACAACAUUGAUAGAUUACUGAAUCUCACAGCCACUUCCACUCCUCAAACCAGCGCUGCCUUGCUGAGGUUCUUCCUUGCAAUGGUUCAGAAAUCAGAGGUGGCCCGGGAUUCAAUCCAUUCUGAUCAGAUUGCAACUAUUUGCUUCUCCUCCGCAUCUGAAGGCAAUCUCCAAGGUGAAGUGAGACUGCAAGCACUGAAAUUAAUGCAUUUUGUUGUCAAGGACAAACCAUCUGGAUUUCAGCUUCCUCAAUCUCCACAGAAAGAAAGCAUCGUUACCGCCCUUGUGACAAUCCUAAUCAGUUCACGCAGCAUAGAGGAGAGAUCAACCGUGGCAGGGAUCAUAGGGCACCUUCCAGUUGAUGACAUUGCAAUCGAUGAGAUGUUAUGCAGGUUGGAAGCUCUGAGAUCUAUCCUUGAUGUAAUUUCUGCAGCUGAUACAAGGCACGUGGAGAUGAUGACACGGGAGGCAAUACCAACAGCCGAUGAUUCAACACACGGCCUACUGGAGAAUGCCCUGGCAGCAUUGCUAAGAUACACCGACCCAGCCAAACCAGAACUCUGGAAACAAGUGAGCAAGCUUGAAGUCUACCCAACUCUUGUUCAUGUCCUGUCAACAGGCAGCUCAGUCGCAAAGCAGCAAACAGCUCUAGCUCUAACAAAUUUGUGUCGAAGCACACACCAUCCUGCCACUUCGUCAGGUGCUGCAACAGUGGAAAAAGUGACCAUCUUCACCCCACCACGAUGGUUGACAGAAUUCCUUGACAACAGUUCAUGGUGCUGCCCGUUCUCCCCCUCGGUGCACCCAGGUCUCUGCCCCAUCCAUGGUUCUGCCUGCUCAUCGGGGCAAACCUUCUGCCUCAUCAAGGCCAAUGCAAUAAAGCCAUUAGUACAAAUGCUGAGUGAAACACAGUCCGGUGCUCCGGAAACUGCUCUUAUGGCAUUGGACACCUUGUUCAUUGACAGCCGAACAUUCUCAAAUGCAGCAAUGGCCAUUGUGGAUAACCAGGGGAUAGCACCAAUUCUCAAUGUAAUGGAGAAGGGUCUUCCACCUGCCCAGGAGAAGGCUAUCGAUCUCUUCGAGAAAAUUUUCCCUCAUUGUACACUGAAGAACCCACAAUUCGAGCGGUUGGAAGGUAUACUCAUUCACCUCCUCCAUUUCGAUAAUCUCAAGAGAAAGGCUGCUUCCAUGCUUGGGCAGAUGAAAGUCAUACCACAACAGUCUUCAUAUUUCUGAAGCCAUUUUAGCCAUACAAACUACUACAAUUUGUCAAUUGAGAGACAAACUAGAUCACCAGUUCCAUUUAGAUUCUUUCCCAUACCAUACUUCACAUUGAAUAUUAUUCAUAAGAGGGAAUUCAACUGAUUGAAAAUAGUUGAAGUCUGUAGGUGGUACAUGUAUUCUUUGAA
Messenger RNA from Dioscorea cayenensis subsp. rotundata (Guinea yam), 3540 nucleotides. RefSeq names its product U-box domain-containing protein 44-like. NCBI's taxonomy places the organism in Eukaryota, Viridiplantae, Streptophyta, Magnoliopsida, Dioscoreales, Dioscoreaceae. The coding region runs from base 260 to 3367 and encodes 1035 amino acids. Gene Ontology annotation, biological process: protein ubiquitination; cell surface receptor signaling pathway. The record is from RefSeq and is a predicted model, not a curated record. Gene Ontology annotation, molecular function: ubiquitin-protein transferase activity; protein binding. The transcript is spliced from 4 exons.